AUGGAGAGAGAGGGAGAACAACAGGAGGAGAGAGAGGAGGAGAAGAGCUGCAACUACAAUCUCCCAAAGCAUUGCGACAACAACGAAGUUCUCAAAGCUCUCUGUUCCGAAGCUGGUUGGGUUGUUGAAGAAGACGGAACCACUUAUCGCAAGGGACAUAAGCCACUUCCUGGUGAUAUAGCUGGAUCAUCGUCACGAGCCACUCCUUACUCUUCUUCUUAUAACCAAAGUCCUUUCGAGAGUCCUAUCCUUUCUUACCAAGUUAGUCCAUCGUCUUCUUCCUUCCCUAGCCCUUCUCGUGACAACAACAACAUCUCCACUAUCUUCCCUUUCCUUAGAAACGGUGGGAUACCUUCAUCGCUUCCUCCUCUCAGAAUCUCAAACAGUGCUCCUGUCACUCCACCUGUCUCUUCCCCAACUUCUAAACACCCCAAGCCGUUACCUACUUGGGAGUCUUUUACCAAACAGUCCAUGGCCAUUGCUGCUAAACAGUCAAUGUCGUCUUUUAACUACCCGUUUUACGCUGUUUCUGCACCCGCCAGUCCCACUCAUCAUCGUCAGUUUAAUGCUCCGGCUACUAUACCUGAGUGUGAUGAGUCUGAUGCUUCAACUGUUGAUUCUGGUCAUUGGAUAAGCUUUCAGAAGUUCUCGCAGCAGCCGUUUCGUGGCGUCUCUGCAAUAGUGCCGGCUUCUCCUACUUUCAAUCUAGUGAAACCGCCUGUGCCUCAGGGGUUGUCUCCAAACACUGGAGCGAUACAAGAGAUUGGACAGAGCUCGGAGUUUAAAUUUGAGAACAGGCAAGUUACGCCGUGGGAAGGGGAGAAGAUCCAUGAUGUGGCUAUGGAGGAUCUUGAGCUUACACUUGGAAAUGCUAAAGGUCGUUAA
Molecule: messenger RNA, 885 nt
Organism: Eruca vesicaria subsp. sativa (arugula)
Lineage: Eukaryota; Viridiplantae; Streptophyta; Magnoliopsida; Brassicales; Brassicaceae
Source: the annotation of a GenBank genome assembly